Messenger RNA from Acanthosepion pharaonis, 1461 nucleotides. The record is from the annotation of a GenBank genome assembly. Lineage: Eukaryota; Metazoa; Mollusca; Cephalopoda; Sepiida; Sepiidae.
AUGGAAUCAUCAUUGUUUUCCGUGUCUCCAAUAGCAACCCCGUUCGUCCUCCUCCCAAUCGAAGAUCGAACCCCAACACUCACAAAAACAACAAACCAGCUUUCAGUUUCCGUCGAGGAGGCUGCCCAGCCAAAUAACAUCGAACAUCUUAUCGGUCUUUAUAAAAAAUUAAUCAGAACAGAUAACCUUUAUGUGGGGUUUGGUGGGCUUCAACAUUUUCUUAAGAGGUCAUCUAUUUGUGACGGCAACGGCACUAGGAACAAUUUUCAUAAUAAUAAUUUGUAUAUUAAUCACGAUAACUCUGUACACCCAGAAAACCUGGGAGUGGCCGCUAAUAGUUGUAUGCGAAUACAACCUACUUCGGAUCGUGACGCUAAAGGAAAAAUAAUCGGUACUAUUUCUGCUAGCGUUGUACACCCUGAGGAAGGCAGAGGAAGGGCCCGAGACUUCAACGUAGAUUUGGAGGGUCGGUGGAACCCGACGGUGUCAUCUACAGUUAUUGACUUAUUUCAAGUUGAUAUGGAUUCUUCUUGCCCUACGUCGAAUUUUGACUCUUUACCGGACGAAUUAAUUUUAUUGAUUUUUUCCUACCUUGACGUCAAGGAGCUUUCGAAUAUCGCUGUCAUCUGCAAAAAAUGGAAUUAUCUGUCGUCCACGGAUAGUUUAUGGAGGCCUUUGUUAAACGCUGAUGUAAAACAAUGGAAAGUUAUCACGCACCUCUCAUAUCCAAACCUCUAUCAAGAAACUGAUUCUGAGUGGACGCAAAAGGACAUCUAUCGCCAAUGCUGUCCAGAAUUGAGAAAAUGGAAAAUAGAACCGACUUUCAAUUUUUGGAAGCUCACAUUUUUCUGGAAUUUUUUCCAAAAGAGACUUCCAAAGAUUGGAAUAUUUGGCCCUGGAUUAGAAUCAAGAACCAAGAAAAUAAUGCAGCGUAUUCUUUGCGACCCAAAUGAAGGUUUUAAAACAACAGGCAUCAUUCCAGGAAGCUUUUCAGGUGUUGGUUCUUUUUUUACAAUGAGUGUUCAUGACAAAGCCUUCAAUCUGACUGUGAUGUAUUCUGGUACAAAGAAAGAGCGUGAAAAUACAGCCAACCAAGGUAUUCAUAGGUUAAGCCGGUUUGAGCAGAUGCAGCAGUUAAAAGAAUUGUGCCGUACAUUGGAUGGAUUCGUCUUUGUGGUUGAUGCUUCUGAUCCUGGAUCCAUGAGUUGGGCUGAGAAGGAAUUACUAAAUGUGACCAAUGAAAGGUGGUCAGCAACACAUACACCUGUCCUUGUUCUUUCCUGUGUUCCUGGAAUGGUCAAUGGGCAGUGUCCUUUGCCAACUCUCUCAUGCAUUGAUAUAGUAAAGUCUCUGAAAUUGUCAAGUCUAACAAAACCAUGGCAGGUGAGACAGUGUUUUGUCCAUGAGUUAUCAGGUGCCUAUGAGGGCAUGAAAUGGGUCCUUGGACUUUGUGAACUCUAG